UUUUAUUUUCUGUCGGAGAAGGAGGGGAAGCCGUGUGACGUCACAUCCGGGCAGCAGCUGUGUUGACAAAACGCUGCCUCACUGAUCCUGCUUCUGCUGCACGAGCUGUUCGCGAUAAAACUGGAUAUGGAGAGUUCAGCAUGGCAUCUCUCCCUGAAACUCAGUGACAAACCCAAGGAAGUGUUUCAGUUUCCAGACACUGAGCCUGGAGACGUCCAUCCAGGAGGAUACCAGGUCUCGACGCUCAAGCAGCUGAUCUCAGCGCAGCUAUCAGACUCGCUGCCCGACCCGGAGCUCAUCGACUUUGUGCACUGCGGCUGUGUGCUGAAGGAUGAUCUGACGUUAGACUCCUACGGGAUCAAGUCUGGAUCGACGCUUCAUAUCAUUAAGAAGAUGUGGCCAGAGCCAGAGAUCAAGCCUGAGCCGGUGAACAGAUCUGCUGCUGCCCGAGAGUUCAGGACGCUUCAGGCCGCACUGCUGUCCAGGGGAGCCUACAGAGACGCGGUGUUUAAGAUGCUGGCUAAUAAAGAGUCUCUGGAGCAGAUCAUCGUGGCCUCGCCGGGGCUCAGCUCAGACCCGGUCGCGUUAGGUGUGCUCCAGGAUAAAGAUCUGUUCGUUCAGUUUACAGACCCAAAGCUGCUGGACAGACUGAUCCAGUCUCACCCGGCGCUGGUCAACGCCAUCAUCCUGGUCCUGCACUCGGUGACCAGCAGCUCCUCACUGAACCCUGCGGCCCGCUCCUACAGCGAGAUGCCAGGAGGAUUUCUGUUUGAUGGCAUGUCGGAUGAUGAGGACGAUUUCCAAUAUCAGGGAAGCAGCGGCGGUGCGUCGAGACCCCAGCGAGCGACUGCAGGCUCCAGGCCGCUCACGUUCGGUCACAGCGGAGCCGCGGGGCCCCGACCCAUCACUCAGAGCGAGCUAGCGUCCGCACUAGCGUUAGCAAGCGCUCCGGAGAGCAGCGGCGUCCCUCCCACACUGAGCGCUCAGGAGACAUCAGGAGCUCGCCUCAGCAGCAGUCUGUUCAGUCACGCACUACAGCAGGCGCUACAGGCUACACCACAGGGCCGCUGGCAGACGCAGAUGCAGCAGCUGAGGGAUAUGGGCAUCCAGGAUGAGGAGGUGGCUCUGCGAGCACUGACGGCCACAAACGGAAAUCUGCAGGCCGCUCUCGAGCUCAUCUUCGCCGGAGGAGGAGGACUCUGAUGUGCCUUUGGACGGCUGUGAAGUGGCCAGCAUUGGCAAACACACAUCUACCUUUGCCUUAAACACCUGCUUUGUGUGUGUGUUUUUUUUUUUUUUACUUUUUGUCUAAAUAAAGUUUAAUUGCAGAAUGCA
Messenger RNA from Onychostoma macrolepis, 1335 nucleotides. RefSeq names its product ubiquitin-like 7b (bone marrow stromal cell-derived) (gene ubl7b). The record is from RefSeq and is a predicted model, not a curated record. NCBI's taxonomy places the organism in Eukaryota, Metazoa, Chordata, Actinopteri, Cypriniformes, Cyprinidae. Gene Ontology annotation, biological process: ubiquitin-dependent protein catabolic process. Gene Ontology annotation, molecular function: polyubiquitin modification-dependent protein binding. Gene Ontology annotation, cellular component: cytosol. The coding region runs from base 127 to 1203 and encodes 358 amino acids. The transcript has 11 exons.